AUCCACUAAUACUGGCGCCCUGAUAGAAAAUCUCUCAGCUUUAAGUUCAGGUCGUCCGUAAGCGUAUCCUAUAGAAGGCCAUCAUCGCACGGCCCAUUCGCUUCGCACCUCCUCCCUCCACUCCCGCGCCGUAAGACGCGGUGCGCGCGAUCCCACACGGCACGUGUCCUGGGCGUCCGCAUGCGGGACUUCCCCGUCCGAGACGCUGCGGCCGCACGGCGCCCGGGUCUCGGGGGACUCUUAACGAGAGAGAGAGAAAGAAGAGCGAGAAGAGAGAGAGAAGGGGACGGUAGAGAGGUGAGAAAAACGGGCAAGAGAGAAAGGCGGAGCGAGGGAAGCGCGGGGGCGAGAGAGACGAGUGAGGGAAAAGAAAAGGAAAAAAGAAAACAAAGAAAUUCGUAGGGGGUCGUAGACGGCCUUUCUUGCCGAGAGAAUUCGGUUUCUCGCGCGUAACCCCGACGUCUUGAUCACCACAUUGCCUCUCUAAUGGUGGAAUCCGCGUAGGUGGAUGGUGCCGCAGCCCCGGAAGCGAUCAAGGUUGGCGGCGGAGCUCCUCGGACGAUCGUUGGUGCCCCAGAGAUGGCCUCAUCCAAUCUAACUGAAUAUGCAACGCAAUGCAAAAUAUGUCAUGGCGAUGGGGACCCGAACAUCCGGACCACAAGGACCUCCGACAAUCCUGAUAAACAAUCAAAUAAAUGUCCUAAUUGCCAGAUUUUUAAAAGUGGGCCACUAUUCAUAUCAUCUAAAGGAAUAGGUUGGACAUCAUGGAAGAAACGCUGGUUUGUUCUUACACGUACAUCAUUGGUUUUCUUUAGAAGUGACCCUAAUUCUCUCCCUCAGAAAGGAAAUGAAGCGAAUCUUACCCUUGGGGGUAUCGACCUAAACAAUUCUGGAAGUGUUGUUGUGAAAGCAGAUAAAAAGCUUCUGACAGUGCUUUUUCCUGAUGGCCGUGAUGGGCGAACUUUUACGCUAAAGGCAGAAACUUCGGAGGAUUUAUAUGAAUGGAAAUCUGCAUUGGAGAAUGCUUUGGCAUUGGCACCUAGUGCAUGUGCAAUGGGGCAGAAUGGAAUCUUCUGCAAUGAUAUUACUGACUCAAAUGAAGCUGCAGGGGAACAAGUGAAAGAUAAGGAACCUGAACCAGUGAAAUCCACAGUAAUUGGUAGGCCAAUUUUGCUUGCACUUGAAGAUAUUGAUGGGAGCCCAUCUUUCUUGGAGAAAGCCCUCAGAUUCAUUGAAGAAUAUGGGAUCAAAGUGGAAGGUAUCUUGAGGCAGUCUGCAGACGUUGAAGAGGUAAAAUGCAGAGUUAAAGAAUACGAACACGGAAAAAAUGAGUUCUUUUCGGAUGAGGAUGCACAUGUUAUUGGUGAUUGUAUCAAGUAUGUGCUUCGGGAGUUGCCAUCUUCUCCAGUUCCUGCAUCUUGUUGUACCGCAUUGGUGGAUGCAUACAGAACUGAUCGAGGAGAGAGAAUGGAUGCUAUGCGAGCUACAAUAUAUGAAACUUUCCCCGAGCCUAAUCGUCGUCUGGUGCAGAGGAUUCUAAAGAUGAUGCGAAAAGUAGCCUAUCAUAGAUCUGAAAAUAGGAUGUCUCUAUCAGCUUUAGCAGCUUGCAUGGCACCCUUACUUCUGCGCCCGCUUCUGGCUGGUGAUUGUGAAUUCGAGGAUGAUUUUACGAUGGGUGGGGAUGGUUCUAUUCAGCUUCUGCAGGCUGCUGCAGCUGCUAACCAUGCUCAAGCUAUUGUUAUAAUUCUACUGGAGGAGUAUGAAAACAUAUUUGAUGAGGAUCUUUUGGAGGAGGGCUCCUUUUCUUCCGAGCUUUAUUCUGAAUCUGAAGAUGGUGAUGUUGAAUAUGAUGAGUCAACUGAUCAAGACAUCCCAGAAGAUGACACAUAUCAUGAUGGACAUAAUGGCCUUGAAACAGAUAUAGAUGAUGAUCCUGAACGUUUGUCUGGUGGGACACUUAGUGAAAGAAGCAGUUAUGAUGAAAGUGAUCCAUAUGAUGAUAAGGCUACUGAAGAUGAAGAUACAGAUGGUCCAUCUCCGAGGGAUGAUGAGCCCUCAAACACAAAGCGUACUCCUUCGUUGAAACAGGAUCACGAUCAGAAAUCAUCAUCAACACCUGAGGAUGUUGGUGCACAGAAGAAUGAAACUUUGCAGCAUGAAAAUAUUAAUUCCUCUGCUGCACCUAGCUGCGAGCCCAACAAAUCCAUUGGGGAUGUUCCUUCUUCGACAGAACCAAUGUUCAAGUCAGUUAGUCACAUUGGAACCUCAAGUGUUGAAAAAGCCACAGACAAAUUGAAUGAACCAGUGCGCGGUCGUAAACCUUGUACUGUAUGGGGACGUACCUCUGCAAGAAAGAACCUCUCGAUGGAGUCAAUUGACUACUCCAGUGAUGAUGAGAUUGCUAUUCAAAGGCUUGAGAGUACUAAGAGUGAUCUUCAAACUAAAAUUGCAAAGGAGGUAAAAGGAAAUGCAGUUCUGCAGGCAAGUCUGGAAAGACGAAAGGAAGCUUUGCGUGAGCGCCGUUUAGCUCUUGAGCAAGAUGUAGAAAGAUUACAAGAGCAGUUGCAAAAGGAGAGAGAUCUGAGGGCAUCCUUGGAGUCUGGACUGAUGAACAUGAGACCUGGGAAUAUACCAUAUACAUCUGCUAUGGAUAGUAGGACCAGGGCAGAUCUCGAAGAAGUCGCUUUUGCUGAAGCAGAUAUCAUUAACUUGAAGCAGAAAGUUGCUGAUCUUCAUGGGCAGCUUAAUAAUCAGCUGCAAAAAGGCAAUGUUUCCUUGUGUGAAUCAUGCAGUAAGCUUCUGUAUACUACAGAUGAAACAGAAGGGAAAGAUCAGGCGGCAAACAUUGAGAGUACCACUCUAGCGCAUCCACAUAAAAUGUUAUCGAAACAUAAUAAGCAGGAUGUUUCUUCUGGAGCAGCCUGUGAAGAAAAGCUGACAGCAACACAAGACUUGCUGUCUUCACCAAAUAUGAACCCUUCUUACAUCCAAAACCCAGAGAGAGCUAGUCAGGACGAAACCAUAUCUUCAGGGUCCGGCAGCUGUUCAUGGGAGGAGAGACCAACUCUUGGGACACUUGCCCCAUUGAAAAGGUUUACUUCUAAAGAUGAGAACUCAGUCUCACUGGUGGACCGCAACGCUGUAAAGGUACAGACACUGGAUUCACCUUCUUUGCCAAGCAACAAAUUGUCUCCAGGUCGCAGCACUAUUUCUUGUACUCAGGAUCCAACAUCAAUUGUCUGCAAUACUUUACUCAAGUCCACGUCAAGGGGGGAGAAUUCCAUGCUUGCAGCACAUGGUGAAAACAUGAAAAGUCUGAGACGAGAUACAGUAUCUACCUCAGAUAGACAGCCUUCCCAGAAGCAACAGGCAAAUACAUCAAAUGUGAGUUCCAUGCUUGCAGCAGAUGGUGAAAAUGUGAGAAGCGUGAGACGAGAUUUGGUAUCUACCUCAGAUAGGCAGCCUUCCCAGAAGCAACAGAUGAAUAGGUCAAAUGUAAACUCUUCGAUAUCUUCAGGAUCUACUAACAUUCCAUCGACUGAAGUGUCAACUGCAGCUGGAUGCCGUGCUACUUCAAAAAAGUCCUUUCCAUGGGGUGAUAACGUGAAGAAGGAAACAGAGGAUUCACCAUCUUUACCUAAUAGGCAGCUCUCCCAGAAGCAACAGCCGAAUGUUGCAAUUUCAAACAGUUCAAGUUCUCUAAAGGCUGAUAAUGUUUCAUCUUCUGAAGAUUUAGCAGCAGUUGGCCGCACUGCAUCAUCAAAGAAGUCAUCUUCCAGGCCUGAGGAAACCACCUCUUCAUCAUAUGCACUGCUGAAGCUGACAAACCGACUCAACUUUUUGAAGGAACGGCGGGCCCAACUUGUAAAUGAGCUACAAAACAUGGACAUAAAUCACUCUUUGAAUCCAGCAGGCUCUCCUCCAGGAACCAAUUCCAGAUGACGUAGAACCUCCUCAAAGAGGCUUAGCUUUACUAGAUGCCUGUCCAUGGAGCUGAAAACAUUGUUGUGGCAGUCUUAUGCUGGUAUUUUGGCAGAGUUGUUUCAUGAUGUCUGGCAUCUGGAGAUAUUAAUGCUCUUAUACAUGAGUGGCCAUGUUGAAGACUCAAAGAUGAUUAGUGUUAUGACAUUCGUGUAAAUUUGAACUCCUAAUGUGCUCCGCUUCCAGAAAAGUCACAAAUAGAUGUUAGGGAAAUGUUUGAAGUAUCAGUACGUGGAGUCUUGAGAUGAUUUCAGUCUGUGAAUAUGUGGGCACCUUGUAUCUUAUACAUAGGCACUGCCAUGACUUUUCAAAAUCAGCCAUUCAUAAUUUGGAUAAGAUGUUUUGGAACCCAUACGUCAUGGUUUUAUCUC
Molecule: messenger RNA, 4352 nt
Organism: Elaeis guineensis (African oil palm)
Lineage: Eukaryota; Viridiplantae; Streptophyta; Magnoliopsida; Arecales; Arecaceae
Source: RefSeq, a predicted model, not a curated record